Microdochium trichocladiopsis is the source of this 687-nucleotide messenger RNA. Its product is annotated as heterokaryon incompatibility. The record is from RefSeq and is a predicted model, not a curated record. NCBI's taxonomy places the organism in Eukaryota, Fungi, Ascomycota, Sordariomycetes, Xylariales, Microdochiaceae. The annotation marks the transcript as partial. The transcript is spliced from 2 exons.
AUGCGCCUGCUCGAGCUCACGCCAGGCGGCAAGUGUACUUUGACUCGUGACCUCGACCACAACAAAGUCCCGCCAUACGCUAUCCUUUCGCAUACGUGGAUCCACGGGCAAGAAGUGACGUACGAGGACCUCCGGCAGCGGCGACACCAAAACGCUGCAGGAUGGCGCAAGGUCGACUUCUGCUUGGCCCAGAUCCAGCGGGACGGGCUCCGGCACUGCUGGAUCGACAGCUGUUGUAUCAACAAAGCGCACCCGGAUGAGAAGCACGGCGCAUUCAAUGCCAUGUUUGCGUGGUAUCAGAGCGCACGCGUAUGCUACGUCUACCUUCACGACGUGCUGGCUCUCGACGACCUGGUCGGGAGCCGGUGGUGGACGCGGGGCUGGACGCUGCAGGAGCUUCUCGCGCCGUCGCGGGUCGUCUUCUUUUCCAGCGAGGGCGUACCGCUCGGAGAUAAGGAGUCACUGCAGCAUGUGAUACAUGCCAUCACGCGGAUUAGUAGGGAGGCCCUGCUCGGAACGCUACCACUCGCGCAUUUCACCAUUGAGGAGAAGCUCUCAUGGAUGAAAGGUCGACAGACGACAUACGAGGAGGACUGGGCGUACUGCCUGCAGGGGAUCCUUGGUUUCGAGAUGUCGCGCCGGUACGGCGAAGGCCGCUUGAGGGCAAUCGAGAGGCUUAAGAAGGAA